AUGUACAAGAUCGUUCAAGAAUUAUUAUAUUAUGGUUUAAUUCGUAAAUCUUAUUCUCCAUUCGCAGCACCAGCAUUAUUAGUGGCUAAACAUGAUGGAUCAUGGCGAAUGGUAGUCGAUUACAAAAAAUUAAAUAAUAUGACAAUUAAAGAUAAUCAUCCAUUACCUAAUAUGGAACAAACAAUACGACGAUUGGGUGGUGGUUACAAAUUCUUCUCAAAAUUAGAUAUGAAGAGUGGAUUUUGGCAAAUACCAAUUAAAGAAGAAGAAAAACAUAAAACGGCAUUCAUUACAGCUGAUGGAUUAUAUGAAUGGAAUGUAUUAGCUCAAGGUUUGAAGAAUAGUCCACCAUUAUUUCAAAGAGUAAUGGCUGAUAUACUAUCUCCUUGUCGACAAUUUUCAUUAGUUUAUAUCGAUGAUAUUGUGGUAUUCUCUCAUUCAUUUGAAGAACAUCUUAAUCAUCUUCAACAAUUAUGA
Didymodactylos carnosus is the source of this 477-nucleotide messenger RNA. Lineage: Eukaryota; Metazoa; Rotifera; Eurotatoria; Philodinida; Philodinidae. The record is from the annotation of a GenBank genome assembly.